Molecule: messenger RNA, 2391 nt
Organism: Orycteropus afer afer
Lineage: Eukaryota; Metazoa; Chordata; Mammalia; Tubulidentata; Orycteropodidae
Gene: TLR6
Product: toll like receptor 6
Biological process (GO): cellular response to diacyl bacterial lipopeptide; inflammatory response; toll-like receptor signaling pathway
Cellular component (GO): membrane; Toll-like receptor 2-Toll-like receptor 6 protein complex
Molecular function (GO): lipopeptide binding; transmembrane signaling receptor activity; Toll-like receptor 2 binding
Source: RefSeq, a predicted model, not a curated record
AUGACUGAAGACAAAGAACCUAUUGUCAGAAACGUUCAUCUUGUUUAUGUCAUGGCCUUAGUAGUUGGAACCAUAAUCCAGUUCUCUGAUGAAAUUGAGUUUUCAGUCGACAUGUCAAAAACAGGCCUUACUCAGGUUCCAAAAGACCUACCACCAAAAACCAAAGUCUUAGAUAUGUCUCAAAACGAUAUAUCUGAACUUUACAUGUCUAACAUUAGCUUCCUAACAGGGCUGAAAGUUUUGAUACUUUCCCAUAAUAGAAUCCAGCAUCUUGAUUUUAGUGUUUUUGAGUUCAACCAGGAUUUGGAAUAUUUGGAUUUAUCUCACAAUCAGUUGUGGAAGGUGUCCUGCUACCCUGUUGCAAAUCUCAAGCAUUUAGACCUCUCAUUCAAUGACUUCGAUGCUCUGCCCAUCUGUAAGGAAUUUGGCAACUUGAUGCAGCUGAAUUUCUUGGGACUAAGUGCUAAAAAGUUGCAACAAUUAGAUCUGCUACCUAUUGCUCACUUGCAUCUAAGUUACAUCCUUCUGGAUUUAGAAGGCUAUUAUGUGAAAGAAAAUGAAAUAGAAAGUCUUCAAAUUCCAAAUACAAAGAAACUUCAUCUUGUUUUUCAUCCAAAUCAUUUAUUCUCUGUCCAAGUGAAUAUAUCAGUUAACACUUUAGAGUUUUUAGAACUUAGUAACAUUAAAUUAAAUGAUGAAAACUGUCAAGUGUUAAUCAACAUUUUAUCAGAACUCACCCGAGGUCCAAACUUACUAAAUUUUACCUUGAACCAUGUGGAAACAACUUGGAAAUGUUUGGUUAUCAUUUUUCAAUUCCUUUGGCCCAGACCUGUAGAAUAUCUCAGUAUUUACAAUUUAACAAUAAUUGAAGACAUUAGGGAAGAAAAAUUUAUGUAUUCUAAAACUGCAUUGAAAGCAUUGAAAAUAGAGCAUGUUACAAAUAGAGUUUUUAUUUUUUCAAAGAAUGCAUUAUAUAGAGUGUUUUCGGAGAUGAACAUUAUGAUGUUAACCAUAUCAGAUACACGUUUUAUACACAUGCUCUGUCCUGAGAAACAAAGCACAUUUAAGUUCUUAAACUUUACUCAGAAUGUUUUCACAGAUAGUAUUUUUGAAAAUUGUUUCACUUUAGCUAGAUUGGAGACACUUAUCUUACAAAAGAAUGGAUUAAAAGACCUCUUCAAAGUAAGUCUCAUGACAAAGGAUAUGCCAUCUUUGGAAAUAUUGGAUAUUAGCUGGAAUUCUUUGGAAUUCAAUAGUCACGAGGAAAAUUGUACUUGGGUUGAAAGUAUAGUAGUGUUAAAUCUGUCUACAAAUAUGCUUACUGAGUCUGUUUUCAGAUGUCUACCUCUCAGGGUCACAGUCCUUGAUCUACACAGUAACAGAAUAAAAAGCAUUCCUAAACAGAUAGAAAAACUAGAAGCUUUGCAAGAACUAAAUGUUGCUUUCAAUUAUUUAACUGACCUUCCUGGAUGUGGAACAUUUACCAGACUUUCUGUAUUGGUCAUUGACCAUAAUUCAAUUUCCCUCCCAUCAUCUGAUUUCUUCUCCAGUUGCCAGAGCGUUAGGUCAAUGAAAGCAGGGAACAAUCCAUUCCAAUGUUCAUGUAAACUAAGAGAUUUUAUCAAAAAUAUAGGUCAAGUAUCAAGUGAAGUUGUAGAGGACUGGCCUGAGUCUUUUGAGUGUGCCUACCCAGAAAGCUAUAGGGGAACCCCAUUACAGGAUUUUCACAUAUCUCAAUUAUCCUGCAAUACAACUCUGCUGAUUGUCACCAUUGGGGUCACCAUGCUGGUGUUGGUUGUUACUAUGAUCUUCAUCUGUGUCUACUUAGAUCUGCCCUGGUAUCUCAGGAUGGUGUGUCAGUGGACCCGGACCCGGCACAGGGCUAGGAACAUACCCAUAGAGAAACUCCAAAAAACAUUCAAGUUCCAUGCUUUUAUUUCAUACAGUGAGCAUGAUUCUGACUGGGUAAAGAAUGAAUUACUACCAAAUCUAGAAAAAGAUGACAUACAGAUUUGCCUCCAUGAGAGAAACUUUGUAGCUGGCAAAAGCAUCAUUGAAAAUAUCAUAAACUGCAUUGAGAAAAGUUAUAAGUCCAUCUUUGUUUUAUCUCCCAACUUUGUCCAGAGUGAAUGGUGCCAUUAUGAACUCUACUUUGCCCACCACAAACUCUUUCUUGAUGGGUCUGAUAACUUAAUCCUGAUCUUGCUGGAACCUAUUUCACGAAACAGCAUUCCUGGUAAGUAUCACAAGCUGAAGGCUCUCAUGGCACAGCGGACUUACUUGGAAUGGCCCACUGAAAAAAGCAAACGUGCACUUUUUUGGGCCAACAUUAGAGCUGCUUUUAAUGUGGAAUUAACACUGGUCCCUGAAAAUAAUGAUGUGGAAACUUAA